Molecule: messenger RNA, 1370 nt
Organism: Tinamus guttatus (white-throated tinamou)
Lineage: Eukaryota; Metazoa; Chordata; Aves; Tinamiformes; Tinamidae
Gene: BCS1L
Product: BCS1 ubiquinol-cytochrome c reductase complex chaperone
Molecular function (GO): ATP hydrolysis activity; ATP binding
Source: RefSeq, a predicted model, not a curated record
CAGGUUUGUUGCCUUAUCAGAGACAAUGCUGUUGAAAGAAGCUGCUUAACCCCCCACGAUGCCCUUUUCUGACUUUGUCUUAGCCCUGAAGGACAACCCAUACUUUGGGGCUGGGUUCGGCCUCGUGGGGGUGGGCACAGCGCUGGCACUAGCCCGGAAGGGGGCUCAGUUCGGCCUGGUGGCCUUCAGGCGCCACUACAUGAUCACCUUGGAGGUGCCCAGCAAGGAUAAGAGCUACCACUGGCUGCUGAACUGGAUCUCGCACCAUGCCAAGCACACACAGCACCUGAGCGUGGAGACAUCCUACCUGCAGCAUGAGAGUGGCCGCGUCAGCACCAAGUUCGACUUCGUCCCCAGCCCUGGGAACCAUUUCAUCUGGUACCGGAGGAAGUGGAUUCGCAUUGAGCGCAACCGGGAGAAACAGAUGAUUGACCUGCACACUGGGACCCCUUGGGAAUCCGUCACCUUCACUGCGUUGGGCACCAACCGGGAGAUCUUCUUCAACAUCCUCCAGGAAGCCCGGGCGCUGGCUCUGCAGCAGCAGGAGGGCAGGACCGUCAUGUACACGGCCAUGGGAGCGGAGUGGCGGCAGUUCGGCUUCCCCCGCCGCCGCCGCCCGCUGCGCUCCGUGGUGCUGGACGAGGGGGUGUCGGAGAGGCUGCUGCAGGACGUCAGGGAGUUCAUCGAGAACCCGCAGUGGUACAGCGAGCGAGGGAUCCCAUACCGGAGAGGCUACCUGCUGUACGGCCCGCCUGGCUGUGGGAAGAGCAGCUUCAUCACCGCGCUGGCCGGGGAGCUGCAGUACAGCAUCUGCCUGCUGAGCCUCAGCGACCGCAGCCUCUCCGAUGACCGCCUCAACCACCUCCUGAGCGUGGCCCCGCAGCAGAGCAUCAUCCUGCUGGAGGACGUGGACGCUGCCUUCGUCAGUCGGGACCUCGCUGCCGAGAACCCUGCUGUGUACCAAGGCAUGGGGCGCCUGACCUUCAGUGGCCUCCUCAACGCCCUGGAUGGUGUGGCCUCCACAGAGGCCAGGAUUGUCUUCAUGACCACCAACUACGUGGACAGGCUGGACCCGGCGCUGGUGCGGCCCGGGCGCGUGGACCUCAAGCAGUACGUGGGGCACUGCUCCCGCUGGCAGCUCUCCCGCAUGUUCCAGCGCUUCUACCCGGAGCAGGCCCCGGCCGCCGCCGAGCGCUUUGCAGAGCAGGCGCUGGCAGCCUCAGAGCAAAUCAGUGCUGCCCAGGUGCAGGGCCACUUCAUGCUCUACAAGUCAGACCCCAGAGGAGCCAUUGACAAUAUACGCUCCAUUCUGCAGUGACAAGGGAUGAGCCCUGUCCCGCCACUCUGUGAGACCUGGGAAUUGCUGGCGC